Messenger RNA from Drosophila grimshawi, 4710 nucleotides. It is a transcript of the gene Mgat4a, whose product is annotated as alpha-1,3-mannosyl-glycoprotein 4-beta-N-acetylglucosaminyltransferase B. Gene Ontology annotation, molecular function: acetylglucosaminyltransferase activity. Gene Ontology annotation, cellular component: endoplasmic reticulum-Golgi intermediate compartment; Golgi stack; endoplasmic reticulum. The record is from RefSeq and is a predicted model, not a curated record. Lineage: Eukaryota; Metazoa; Arthropoda; Insecta; Diptera; Drosophilidae. The transcript has 5 exons. Gene Ontology annotation, biological process: protein N-linked glycosylation. Bases 908 to 2677 code for a protein of 589 amino acids.
GCUCUCGGUGGCGUUUUGUUAACAUUUUCAACUCAUGCAUAAAUUACGCGAGUGUUGCAACAAUUUCCAAACGCAUUUACAUAACUAACCGACCAACUGCAACGAAAAUGUAGUCAACACUGCUCAACGAGUAUCUGUGCAAAUUCGCAACAAGCAGAAAAAGAAAAAAACUAGGCAAAUGAAGACACCACCCACAAAACACACAAAACAGUAGUCAUUUUUCUCUUUUGUUGUUGUCUACACUCAAUCAGUUCCUAUUAAAGCAAUUAGCGUGUCGUUUAACUAAAAUUGCGUAAAUUGCGCACUGAUUGUGCGUUAUUUGUGGAGCCCGCAAUUAACUAAACAUUACGUGCACAUUCGCACAACCCACCGAUGAUCGAAGGGGCAACCAGACAAUAAUAAUAACAACAACAACAACAACGAGAACAACAAUAGUAGGAAGAAAUACAAAGUAUUUUGGCGCUUGGCCAUUUGCAGGUCAUGUGGCGAGAAUUGGGACAGCUGCCACAUAAAAGCCGUUAACAACGACAUUCACUGACUGAGGAGGGUAAGCCGAUAACAACAACAGCAACAACAACAAGAAGAACAGCAGCACCAACAUCAAGAAUCGCCUAGACUUGUUAAACGUUUCGACCUUGGCCACCCCAAGCAGCAAAACUGGCUAAAAUGGGGUGUGCAACCCACUUGGUGGAUGUAGCCGCCUGUCUGCAUUAGUCACAGAAAACGUGCAGUGAAAAUGCGAACAACCAGUAGCUGUUCAAUUAAGGCGCAAACGAUGUGGCGACAAAUUGCACAACAAAGCCGAGCAACACUAUUCCAGCUGUCAGUACAUAGAUCAAAUUGAUUCGGCAACUAGGCUCUUCACAAAUUUGUCUUUGCGUGAAGCGAGCAACGAACAGACAUCAAUAUGUUUAAGAUUCGUCAACGUAAUUGUAUGCUGAUUGCCACGGUACUAAUAUUGGCGCCUUGCAUUGUGAUAUUGAUGGUAUUGGGUCCAGAACUAUCCACCGAGCAGUCGCUGACGCAACGGCUCGCCGAAUGCCACAUGCGGCUGCAGUAUCUCGAGUCCAUGUAUCGUGCCCGCCAGGAGGAUGUCUCGCUGCUCUCCCAGUAUCUGGGCCAGCUGCAGUCCAACAAUGCUAGCAAUCUGACCAAUGUUAGUCCACCACCGUUGCCGGUGGCCAAUUUGCUGGAUGGCCUCAGUCCGGAGGCACGUCAGCUGUUGCGCAACGCAUCGCAUAUGUCCAAAUCGGGUGCCUCGGGUUCGUCACGUGGCUAUGUGCCCGUUCAGAAUAUCCGGCUGCCAAAUGCCUAUCACUUUCUGCCUCAUCUCCUGGACGAUGCUGGCUCGCUGCGUCCCGCCUAUCUGCAGAGCAAAGGGCGUUCAGAUGUGAGCAUUGUCCUCGGCGUGCCCACAGUGCGACGCGAGAAGCAAUCGUAUCUGCUCAGCACGCUGCAUAAUCUCAUCGAGAACAUGAACGAUGAGGAACAGAACGAAACGCUCAUCAUUGUCUACAUAGGAGAAACGGACUUCGAAGCGGUGCAGCUGAUAGCCAAACAAAUUGAGACGAGCUUUGAGGCGCAUCUGGAGAGUGGACUCAUUGACAUCAUAGCACCAGCGCCCAGCUACUAUCCAAACUUUGAGCGAUUGCGUAUCACACUGAAUGACUCGCUGGAGCGUGUGAAGUGGCGCAGUAAACAGAAUCUCGAUUUUGCCUAUCUAAUGGCCUAUGCCCAUUCCAAGGGCACCUUCUAUGUGCAGCUGGAGGAUGAUAUAUUAACGAAACGACAAUUUAUAACCACCAUGAAGAAGUUUGCGCUCGAUAAGAGCGCUUUAACCCGGCCAGAUCAGUCGGACUGGUUUGUUUUGGACUUUUGUCAGCUCGGCUUCAUUGGCAAAAUGUUCAAGAGUGCCGAGUUGCCGUAUUUAAUAACGUACUUUCAAAUGUUCUACAAUGAUAAACCGGUCGAUUGGCUGCUAACGUAUUUCAUAGAGUCGAAGGUGUGUCGCACGGACAAGGAUCAGAAGCAUUGCAAUUUGGCGAAGGUCCGCUAUUGGCAGCACUUUCGCAAAUCCCUAUUCCAGCACAUUGGCACCAGCUCCUCGCUGAAGGGCAAGGUGCAGAAGCUGAAGGACAAACAGUUUGGCAACAAGGUGCCCGCUUACUAUGCGCACACGCACAAUCCACCGGCGCUGGUCAAGUCGAAUAUAGCGCCGUAUAAGAACUUUCUGCUGAAGCGCGCCUAUCGAGGCGAAACAUAUUUCUGGGGUCUGCUGCCGCAGCCGGGCGAUUUGGUGCAGAUCAUCUUUGAGCAGCCGACAUUGUUGCGUCGCUAUCUGUUUCGCAGCGGCAACUCGGAGCAUCCGUCGGAUCGUUUCUACAAUACCACCGUGGAGCUGCUGCCGGCCGACAGUCUCAGCGAGAACUCGUCCGUCUGGAGCACUUAUAACACCACAACGGAUGGGUAUCUGGUUGUCGGCGCUUUCGAUAAUCUGGGCGUUGCGGAGGGUCUGCUCGAUCCCAAGAUUGGUGCUAUCAAGGAGCUGCGCCUCCACGUGCACAGCGACAGCGAGAACUGGGCACUGCUCAGCGAGAUUGAGUUGCAGGAAUCGGGCAGCAAUGCGAGCAAUUCGGAUGCGAAUGUGGCAAAGCCGCGCUUUGCGGCAGUUAGCUGAUUGCUGCAUCGUCAUCGACAGCAGGCGGAUAUUUAUGGUGGAGAUCUAACCAAGAAUUGAUGUUGUCCCAUCCUUGUGCAUCUAUUUGUAUGUGCGUCUGUGUAUCUGUACGUGUAUGUGUAUGUGUAUGUGUAUAUUUGUGUAUAUUUUUUUAUUGAGCGCUACUUUUAAAUCCCUACCAUCUAAAUGUAUAAAUAACUAAUCUCCAGGUAUAAUUAUAACGUUUAACUGUAACUAUUUAUGACUGUCAACCAGCAGAUAUUUCGUACAAUUCCCUCAAAUAAUAAUCUCUCUUAACUGAUGCGUGUCAGUUAACUUGAUAAAUCGAAAAGAUAUUCAAAGAUAGUUUUUAUCGCGUGUGAACCGUACUGUACUGUAACUGUUACUAUGCUUAUGCGAUACACGAUUUAUAUCGUUUUAUAUCAAAUAUUAAUGUCCAUAUGUGAAUGAAUUUACCGGUAAACACAUAAAUCUCUUUUUACAAAACAGUCAGUCAAUGAGUGGCGCCAGGUUUAUCAAUGUUGCAACAUCGUUAGCUAUGCAUUAUGAUAUUGUUAACUUGGCACAUCGCAUAGGCAUUGAGCACGUGCUUUGAUACUAUUUCUGCAUUGUGUUAAUAUAUAUACAUAUAUACAUUUUAUACACAAUUGAUAAUGUUUACGAAUAGCUGUGCUGUGUAACUGAGCGCUCCAAUUCCAUUCUCUAAAUACGAAUAUUAUUUAGUUUUUGUUAUGUUCUUUGCAUUUCGAAUAAUUUAGUUUAAGUGUUAUUCUCAACAAUUGGCAAGUAUAUAUUGAACGAAACGCAUUCCAAUUGUUUUUUUGACAACUACUUUCGUAUUUCAUUAUUUCAUAGAGAUAACUGUCCAAUCUGUCCAAUCCAUUUCUUCAUAAGUUUAUUGUUACGUUCUAAUGUUUUAAAUAAUUGUUUUAAAUUAUAUCAUUAUUAUUAUGACCAUUAUUUUGCUACAGUUACAUAUGUAUGACAGCUGCUAAUCUCAAGCCAUAACAAUCGAAUAAGUAUGUAAUAAAUGAUUUUCAUAACAUUAUAAUUGACGUGACAUGCAUAACGACCAUUUUUUAGCAAUGUUUGCUUUUUACUGUGAUUUGUUAAUAAUUUUUGCAUUAACCAUGAACGAAAAUAAAACUAAAAGACGACUAUAACAUUAACAUUAAAUAUUUGAUGUGCGUUUCACAUACACUAUAAACUGUAACAAAAAUUGCUGAUUAGUCAACUAAAUUUAAACCAAAAAGAAAAAUAUAUAUACUUUUUUACACAACGAGAUAAAAUAACAUUAUAAUUAUUUCGAAAUCGAAUUGGAAAUGCCAAAUUUAUUAUUAUAUAGCAUAUAAAAGAGAACAGUAAAUGUUUACACUGGGUUCCUGUUGAGUAAUAAAAGAUAUAUUGUUAGUUGCAGUGGCAUCUUCGAAAUUGAGUUAUUUCAAUUUGUAUACAUUUAAGUUAUUUUUGAAAAAGUUCUGUAAACAUUUUCUGAAAUCACUUCAUGCCAACUGAAACGAACAAAAUAUUGUAGACUGCUUUGGUAUAUUGUUAUAAAAAAAAAACAAGAACAAAAAGAAAAAGAAAAAAAAACUAACAUCACGUUAACUAUUUCGCUUGCUUAAUUUUAAAUACAUAAUACGCAUAUACUAUAUAUAUAUUUUUUUAUAAAUAAAUGUCCAAUGUACGUACUUCUAAAGCCACAAUAAUUUUGCACCUUGAUGUAAUUGGAAAGAUUUAAUUGUUUAAAUUAUUCAAAUUGGAAUUGUAAUUGAGCAAGAAUUGAAUUGAAUUGAAUUUAAUAUAUAGCUAAUUAUAUAUAUAUGUAAUAUGUAUAAAACGCGUUUGUCGCACACAGCCAACUUAGCAAAUAUGUUUAUUGACCAUUUUUUGUUCGUUUGUCUCUACACAAUUCUCUUAAGCCAAUCCAAGAAAAGAAACCUAACAGCAAAGUGCACGCUGGUAAAACAUAAUUGAAACAUGCGUGCAACAAAGGUGUACAAGCUUAAUAAAUCAUACAAAAAACAUUGCAA